Messenger RNA from Penicillium antarcticum, 294 nucleotides. Its product is annotated as SNARE domain- containing protein. The record is from RefSeq and is a predicted model, not a curated record. The transcript is spliced from 3 exons. NCBI's taxonomy places the organism in Eukaryota, Fungi, Ascomycota, Eurotiomycetes, Eurotiales, Aspergillaceae. Gene Ontology annotation, biological process: intra-Golgi vesicle-mediated transport. Bases 1 to 294 code for a protein of 97 amino acids.
AUGAGUGACGCUUACGAACGCGAGCAGCAGAACAAUGCGCUCCUUAACUCUCUCUCCUCGAAAGUCUCAGCGCUCCGUGACGUGACGAUCAACAUCCAUGACAAUGCGCGGGAUCAGGAUACACUCGACCAUACGAGCGAUGUAUUCUCCUCCUUCUCGACGAACUUGAAAGGUAGUGCAACCCGUCUUACCCGCAUGGCGAAGCAAGGCGACACUGUUGCUGUACUGAAGAUCGCCGGAAUGUGCAUCGCGGCCGGAGUCGUUCUCUAUAUUAUCCUCGGAUGGAUAUUUUAA